This is a messenger RNA of Lymnaea stagnalis (great pond snail), 6717 nucleotides long. NCBI's taxonomy places the organism in Eukaryota, Metazoa, Mollusca, Gastropoda, Lymnaeidae. The record is from the annotation of a GenBank genome assembly.
AUAUUUCGGUUACAAUAAUUGACUAAACAUUACGAAGAAAUAUAGGCAAUUAUUAUUAAAAACUUAAAGAGCAAGGACACCCAUAGCCAUAUCUAAAUCUAUAUCAACUGAUUAACUGUAUGUAGUUUUUUUUUGUUUGUUUUUUUUUUGUAUUGUAUUACCAGCCACGUCUUACUAAGAAUCAAGAAGUGUCCAACUAAAACUAUUUGACAAUGAACUGUUCGAAACUAUUUAAGGUAGGCCCCUAUUUUAUCUAUGUUCUGAACAGUUCUGUCUAUAUUCUAUAUAAUAUUAUAUUAAUUUUUAUUUUAUAUUACAAUUUACAGGUUUAAGUUUUCAUCUAAGAACAAAAAUAGUGAAAAAGAAAGAAGACAGCCAAGGAAAAUAAUGUUGAGGGCUGUACUGUAGUUUUAGUUUUAGUCAGGCACUUGAGUCUUGCUUAGACAGGGGCAGGGGUGUCAAAGCAAAGUCAACUCAAUAAAAAUGUACAGUACACAGACAAAAAGUUUGAAAUGGCAAUAUUCUAAAUCUCCAGAAUUUUUACAGUUACAGGCAAUCAAAACAUUUUACAACCACAUUAUAAAAAUAAGUUGGCAAUCUACCACUUGAGUCUUUGUCGGUUAUGAAAAAUCCUGUUGUUCUGAUUUGAAGCGUUAUUUAAACUGUUAUUUUUUUAUUGAUGUGGACAGAGGGCCACUGAGUUUUCAGUGGCAUAGAAUCAUAGAAAGAGAGAGUGGGUGCUAUUUUCUAAUCAAAGUGCCAGAUCACGUGCAAUCAUUUUACAGAAUUGAAGCAAGAUAUAUCCUACAGUCUACAGGCUCACUGAUGGUAUCGGGCAGAUAGGCGGCUUAUGGCUACUUAUGCCAACAUAAGCAAUAACAGGCUUGGAAUUGUUUGACUGUUUGUUGAUCCAAACAGAAUGCUGAAUGACUUCAUGUUCCAUUCGGCAACCGAUUUUGGAGAGUGUAAAUUAUAUUUUUAAAUACCGUACUACAUUGUUACAUUGUGGUCUUUUCAUACUUGCAAUUGUUUUAAUUUUUAUAUUUAAAAAAUGUUGUCUUGAAUUAUUUAUAUAAAUAUGUUCUGAAAUGAAUAUGUAGAAUUGCAAUUUCAUAAAAGAUAUUUCCAUCUAUUUGGAUCAAUAAAACAAUUUUAUCUUAUCAAUUUCAAUAAAUAUCACAUCACACUUCAAACCAGAACAACAGGAUUUUUUCAUAACCGACGCUAAAGUGGUAUAUUACCAUUUAAGUCUAAGAGCAUAAUAUUAUAAUAAAUUAUAUGCUAAUAUUAAUAAGUAUAGACUAAUAGUAUAAGCUAAAAGUAAAAGUGAAAAGUAAAAGAAAAACAAUAUCAAAGACAAAUUAUUUGACCAUGUACUUAUAGACCAUUUAUAGGAAUAUAGAAACAAAAAUAGGUAAUUAGUCUACACCACGACCAUUGAUUGUAUGAUAUUCUCAUCAAAGUUGAAUUUUUAAUACAAGUAUAAAGCUUGCAAGAAGUAAUUGUAACUCUGCAAACACUAACAUUUACAAAUAUGUUCACAAUUUUACACUUCAAAAUAUUUAUUGUACAAUGUCUCAAUUUUUUUAAGGGCAUCCAAAAUUCUUUAUUGGCUCUUACUUUUACAGACAAGUUACUUUAGGUAAAUUUAUGGACGUUUCGAUAACCCUGUGCCUAGACGUGGUUCAUAGUUUUUCAGUGACUAUGAUGUAGAAAAUUAAAAUGAAAGUUAUAUACAAUGAAUGGUUAAUAGUUAAGUAAAUGGAGAAGAGAUUUUAAAAAAUACACAGUGGCUACUUUACAUAUGACUAAUAUGAGUAACAUUUGACGUAGUAACAUUUGACGUGACUCACAAGUAGCAGAAAAGUUCAGUAACUUGUAGUAUGGCGUAGGGGGGUUGGGGGUGUUUGAAUGCUUUCUUUUUUUACUUUUGCCCUAUGAAAUUCACUGGUUUUAGUGUGGCCGUCAUAAGACAUACCUACAGUAACCGGUAAUCCCAUUCAACAACAAAGAAAUCCACCACUACCAAAUUAUAUCCCUCCUUUUCACCCAAAAUGGAAUUUUCUUAAAUUUUGGGAUUUGGGAUAUCUCCCUGUGCAUAUGACAUGUUGCUUACGGUAAAAACAAGCCACAACUGACCUGUUUUUCCCUGGAUUGUCAGACUUAAAAUUGCAGUUGUUCAUAUGAAUAGAAAGUGUGCUAUGGGUAGCCAAUAAAUUUUUUAAAUUUAUAUUUUAAAUUGUAUCCAUUUUAUUGAAACCAAAAAUGUUCUAUUAAUAUCUUUAAAAAUUCAGUUUUAAUGAAAAUGUAAUAUUUAAGUAUAAUAAUUUUUUUUACAGAAUGUCUCAAGACUAUGUCUAAGGAAAAACCCAAAGUCCAGUCUGCACACAUCUCUUCAGAAUAACAUGCCCAUGGUGCCAAUUGUUAUUGAGCAAACUGGUCGAGGAGAAAGAGCAUAUGAUAUUUUUUCACGAUUGUUGAAAGAAAGGAUUAUAUGUAUAAUGGGCCCUGUAAGAUGAUUAUGCUAUUUUUUAAUUUUAGAAAGUCACGCUAUUUUUCAGUGUAAUAUUUUUAACAAGUGUAAUAUUAUACAAUUUGCAGUCUUUAAUUUUGCUAAUGGAAUGAGUUCAAGAUUAUUAGCAUAUGAUUAGAUUUUAAAAUAUAUACCGGUACUGUGUAUAAAUAAUUAUUCAAUAGGUAAUUUUAACUAGUCUAGUUCUUAGCAGCUUGACUGGUUUAGAUUAUGUCUUAUUUUUCUUACAGAAAUAACCUUUCUAACCUUCGCAAAUCUGGUAAAUGUUGCACAUAUGCUUUUGAACAACAAAAAGCAAAUACACUUUUGAUAUUAGUUACCGGUUCUUACAAGAAUAUAGCUAAAUUGGGAAAAACAGUGUCUCAUUUUUUUCAGAUCCAUGAUGAAAUGUCUAGUCUUGUUGUUGCACAGUUGUUGUUUUUACAAUCUGAGAGCAGCAAAAAACCAAUUCAUAUGUAUAUAAACAGUCCAGGUAAAAUAUAAUCCCAUUUUACUAUUUGGGUUAUCUAUCAUUAACAUGUUGGUCAAUACAAGGUCUUCAAUUAUAAGCUUAAGAUAUUAAUUAACCCUCGAACUGUGGCAUGCAUCAUUCUGUGGUGUGGAGCUUUUCAGAGCUUUUUGAGAGCCUUUUGAAAUUGCAUUAAAUGACAUAGAAAUAUUGAUGCAAGACCCCAAUAAUUAUAUAUUUUUAGAAAGGUAAAUGGAUGGGGAUAAAGUUGGCUAUAUUGUCCACCCCGUACAGAAAUGUUGCUCAGUGUCCUUGACCUUGGAGUGCUCAAGAAAAUAAAAAUCGACAAAAUGUCUUGCUUUCAAGUGCUCAUAGCAUCAUUAAUUUUUAUAGAUACAACAUCAUUAAUUUUUAUAGAUACACUUAAAAUACAAAUCUAAAUUUUGUAGCUAAUUCAUUUAUCUUUCAGAAAAUGUAUAGUUUACUAAGGUUUUGAUUAAAAUUAAACCCCUGAAAGCAAUUUUAUUAAUUUUAGGUCAUUUAUAUAAGAAACUGGGACCACAGCUAAAACCAAGUACAAAAUACAAUAUUUAUAGCAAAAUAGUUAUUAUUGACUAGUGAACAUUUAAAAAGGAACUGUCGAACUGAUUUGGGUUGUUAAACUAUAAAAUUUAUUAGUUCUGAUCUACAAUCUGUAGCUUCUGUGACUAAAAUUCAGUCAGUCCUUGCCUAAUCUCCGGGCCUGGCUCGAAGUUAAACAGUAGCCUCAGUAGGCCUAUUUUAGUAUCACUCAGACUUGUAUCAGAUUCACGAAAAUAAGAAUCUGAAGUGAGAUGUCGUGGGGAAUGUUAAAAUCAUCAUCAGUAUCACUUAAAUCCUCUCCUAAAAAGCUUUCAAAAAUAUUUAUAUUAGUUCUCGCACUGAAGGCCUGGCCAGAGCUUCCGCCAUUUUAGCUUUAAAAAAAACAGCGCUAUAAAAUUCUGAUUAAAAAGUACUUAUUGUUAAGUUAUCAAGAAAGAGCUUGACCUGGAAGUUGAUUUAAUUAUUAAUAAAAGGAAGUGGCUAUGAUUUCGGUUAAAUAUUGGAUUGGAAGUUGCUAUCGGCCUGUGUUUUUUAUCAGCCGAUUUUUUCGGCCGCCACAACAAACGAACGAGAAUAUUGGCCGAUGAAAUCGGCCAACCACAGUUUGAGGGUUAAGUAUCUGGUAAUUAAAUUCAGAGAGUAAUAAUACAGCUAAUUUUAAAAAUAAUAUUAUUAAUAUUUACACAUUUUUAAAAAUAUUUCUCCCUUUGAAAUUAUAGGUGGCUCAGUAACUGCUGGACUGGGAAUCUAUGAUACUAUGCAAUAUGUUCAGCCACCAAUAGCCACAUGGUGUGUAGGACAAGCUUGCAGUAUGGCAUCACUUUUGUUGUGCUCAGGGGCCCCAGGACUUCGUCAUUCCCUUCCUAAUUCUCGUGUUAUGAUUCAUCAACCUUCUGGUCAAGCAUCGGUAUGUCAAUACUUAAAUCCAGUGCAUGGUUUUCAGUGAGUUUCUUAUGAUAUGUGAUCUGAAUAAGCUUCACUACAUUGAUAACAAGUACAUGAUUUACAAUUUACAAUAGCAUCUGAUAACAAAUGGAAACAAUAAAAAUAAGAGGAUGUUAAUGUUAAUCAAAAAGUCAUCCUAUCUUCUACUUAUAUUAUAUGUGAAAUCCUUUAGGGCCAAGCAACAGAUAUUCAGAUUCAAGCAGAAGAAAUACAAAAGCUAAAGAAACAGAUAAAUAGUCUGUAUGUAAGACACACAAAGCAACCCAUAGAUCUCAUUGGUAAGGCAACCAAAAAAUACCAGUAUUUAAUUAAACUUCUAUUCUUUCUCUUUCAUUAUUUUAUUCUCAUACAACUCCAUUAAAUUGAAGCUAUUUUCUAAGUAAGCAAUAUUUACUGCACAAAUUUAAGAAACUGGAAGUUGAAAAUUCUGCAUGGAGUAGGUCAUCUGCAAAAGAUUUAUAAUAAGAUAAAAACGAUUUUUAAAAGUAUUGAUAUCUUAAUUCAUUGAGGUGAGAGUAACAGUUUGAAUCUUAAAAUAUAAAUAUUAUAAGCUUUAAAUUUUUCCUCAGAAAAAAGCAUGGAGAGAGACAGGUUCAUGAAUCCAAAAGAGGCAUUAGAAUUUGGUCUAAUUGACACUGUGUUAGAGCACCCUCCAACAGUGGAAGGGGAGUCAAAGAAGUAAAUGUCGCUUUUAAUUUUUAAGACUAUUUGUAAAAAAAAUCAUGAACUUUGGGAAAUUAUUGCUUCCAUUUCCAUGUGGCGUUAUCCUCGUCUAAUAAUGUUGUGGGAUUGAACUAGUUUCAUCAAAUUCUUAUUGCCAGUAUCAACCUCUUUAAAAAAAAAAUUUCCAUGGUAAAACUGACCAACAUUGACAAACAUUCAAGAGUAUAUUACCGGUAUCAUAAGAUGACUUGUUCCACUUUAAAUCACAAAACUGGAAAUGUGCCUUCAAUAAAAAUGUCUGUGUUAAACCAAAACUUAAUGUCAUCUAUCUAUAACUUGAUUAGUGUCUGGUCACAGGUCACUGGUAGUAUGUUAAAAUAGAGAAAGCUGCUAGUUAAAGUUCAUGUAUCGCUUCUCAUGUAACAUGUUUUGUUACCUUCUCUUGUUGUAAAUAUUUCCAACAACUCAGAAUAAAAAUGUUAAAGUUAAAAUCGUAAAAAGAAUGGCUACUGUUUUUUUAAAGUUUAAACUCAUCUUUUAUAAGAUUUUUAUAGUAUAAAUGUUUAUUCACUAACUUGAAAUAAAAAGAGUUUGUUUGUUUUUUAAGCUACACUAAUACUAUAAAACUAUAAAAUCCUAAUUGUACAACUACAAACUUAUUCUUGUGUUGUCUAGGAGUUAGUUAAGUUUUAAGUGUACAAAUUGAAAUCAACACAUCACGCUCCUUUAUCAAAAUUUUAAAGAAUUAUUUAAUUCAGCUCUUGGUCCUACUCAUUCAAUGCUUUCACUCUGCUCUAUCAUUCAAUGCUUUCACUCUACUCUAGCCCUACAGUAUUCCACACAAGCUAAAAACCAUAAAAACAAACGAUCUCAUGAAGUACCCUAAAAAAUUCAUACACCUAGCAACAAAAGUUUUAGAUUUUUGUGACAUACCGGUACCGGUAUCUAAAACUUUCUCAUAAUAACACAAAACAAAUCAUUAACAGCUCAUUAUGAUUUAUACAUUUAUUAAAAACACAAUGAAUAUUUGUUUAGCUUUUACAGGUAAUUUGUUUAAACAAAUACUUUUUUAGUAAAACUAUUGCAUAUAAUUCAUAUAUCCUAAAUUCAUAUUAAGACAAAAUAUUGAGCUAUUGUUAAGCAAAAAUAUUUAUUAAUUGUAACCUGGAUAAUAGCGGUACCGGGUACCAGUAGAAAUAAAAUUAAAAUAGAAAAUAAUUUUUUCAAAAUUUUCUUACAUCUGUAAUUAUAAGGCACCAUAUUUUGUGCAUAAUUUAACUAAUAAUAAAUUAUAUAUUGUUACCAUCAAAUAAAACUGUAGUUACACAAAUCUAGUCACUUUCCACAUUCAAAUUGCAAAGUUUUAAAAAUUACAGAUAAAUAAAACUAUUUAUCAAGCCUGUAUUUAAAUUAUUGACUGUAUAUUUUUUUUUAAUUAACAUAUACUAAGUCUUAUAAAAGUUUCAAGCAUUUUUUUCAACUUUCCUGAAUUAUUAAUAAAUUCCUUUUUUUUUUUUUUAAAAUUAGCUUUCAAUUUCUCAUAAUU